Messenger RNA from Endocarpon pusillum Z07020, 1062 nucleotides. RefSeq lists its product as uncharacterized. The transcript has 2 exons. The coding region runs from base 1 to 1062 and encodes 353 amino acids. Lineage: Eukaryota; Fungi; Ascomycota; Eurotiomycetes; Verrucariales; Verrucariaceae. Gene Ontology annotation, cellular component: cytoplasm; CAAX-protein geranylgeranyltransferase complex; protein farnesyltransferase complex. Gene Ontology annotation, biological process: protein geranylgeranylation; protein farnesylation. The record is from RefSeq and is a predicted model, not a curated record. Gene Ontology annotation, molecular function: protein farnesyltransferase activity; CAAX-protein geranylgeranyltransferase activity.
AUGGCAUACAACCACCACCCCUCCUACUCAGACAACCCCCUCUGGUCAGACAUAACCCCUAUCCCACUCGACGAGGGUCCCGGUCCCGGCCCAGCUCUAGCCUCGAUAGCCUACUCCCCCCGCUACUCAACAGCGAUGUCCUACCUUCGCGCGGUGAUGGCCUCGAACGAGUAUUCCGAACGCGCCUUAUCCCUCACAGAAGACAUCAUCAGCAUGAACCCAGCGCAUUACACGGUGUGGCUAUACCGAGCCAAGGUCAUCCGGGAGAUGGGGAAGGAUAUUCUGGAGGAACUGGCGUGGUUGGAAGGGGCACCACCGCCAGACCCUAAUGUCUACCCUCCCCAGCCCGCCCGCAACCGAACCCGAAUUCCUCACCAAGAUCCUCUCCCUCGACUCCAAAAACGCCAGUGGCUCGUCUCGCGCUUCGACCUCUUCGACUCGCCCACCGAACUCGCCGCGAUCGAAACCCUCCUCCGCGAAGACGUCCGCAACAACUCAGCAUGGAACCACAGGUGGUUUCUGUGUUUCGGAAAGGACGAGUUGAAGUACGGGAGAGGAGGCAAGGCAGGAGUGGUGGUAGACGAGGAUCUGAUCGAUCGGGAGGUCGCGUUCGCGCAGGAGAAGAUCCUUCUGGCGCCGCAGAAUCAGAGUCCGUGGAAUUAUCUGCGGGGGUUGUAUCGCAAGGCGGGCAGGCCGCUGGCGGAGCUGAGGGCGUUUGCCGAACAAUUCGCCGCUGCGCAAGAUGCUGACGACGACGACGACGACGAUGACAAUGAUGAUGAAGAGAAUGAAGGGGCACAAGUUGGACGGGAACGGGAACUCGAUCUGGAGGAAGGCGUGCGCAGUUCCCAUGCGCUGGAUCUGCUGGCGGAUAUCUAUGCGGCGGUUGGCGAGAGGGAGAAGGCGAGGAAGGUUUUGGAGGUGCUGGGGAGGAGGUGGGAUCCGGUUCGCAAGGGGUAUUGGGACUACAAGGCUGGCUUGCUUCUGGAUGACGAGGACGAGGAGGAGGAGAAAGGGAUCAAGGCGGUUCCAGACGGAGGUCAGGGAGUGGCUGUUGCGUGA